GGCGCCACGUCUACUGUGCAACGGCCAACUUCAACCCACCUCCAAAAUUCCCCGCUUCGGACGCACACCACCGCGCCGUACUCCGCUCCACUCCCCGACCCCCGACGACGCCGCAUCGCCUAGAGGGAAUCAGGGAAGGAAGCAUCCGACCAUGAGCGCCGCCGCGACCAACGUCGCCGUCAUCGGAGCCGGAAUCUCGGGCGCCGUGUGCGCGUCGCUCCUCGCCGCGCGCGGGGUGGCGGUGACGCUCUUCGACUCCGGCCGCGGCGCCGGCGGCCGCAUGGCGCAGCGGAGAGAGGUGAUGGACGACGGCACGGAGCUGCGCUUCGACCACGGCGCGCCCUACUUCACCGUGAGCAGCGACGAGGUUGCCCGGGUCGUCAGCGGCUGGGAGGCGCGGGGGCUCGUAGCUGAGUGGAAGGCCAUGUUCGCGUGCUUCGACAGGGAGGCCGGGAAAUUCAGGGACUUCGAUAAGAUGGAGGAGGGAACAACUAAGAAGUAUGUGGGAGUUCCAGGCAUGAACUCAAUAUGCAAAUCUCUGUGUCUAGAGGAUGGCGUGGUGGCCAGAUUUGGUGUUACUGUUGGAAAGAUGGAUUGGCUUCAAAAUGGGAGCUCAUGGUCACUGACUAGCUUGGAUGGCAAAGAUCUUGGCAAUUUUGAUUAUGUGGUAGCAACUGAUAAGAACGUAGCAUCGCAUAAGUUUUCCGGGUUAACUGGAAGGCCUCCGCCUCUUGAUUUGUCAGUAUUUCCAAAUUUGUCAACAAUGUUUCAAGACAUCCCAGUUCGCCCCUGUUUUGCUCUGAUGUUAGCAUUCUCAGAGCCUCUAGCUAUGGUACCUGUCCAAGGGUUCUCUUUCUACAAUUCUGAUUCUCUAAGCUGGGCCUUCUGUGAUAGUAGCAAGCCAGGACGUGUUUGUUUACCUCCUAACAGUCAAUCGUGGGUACUGCGUUCGACCGCUGAGUAUGCUUCUAAGGUAAUAAACAACAUGGGUCCCCGAAAACCUUCGGCAGAUGCCCUUGCUAAGGUUGCGGAGGAUUUGUUCAAAGAAUUUCAGGCUACAGGACUGAACAUUCCACAGCCAAUUUUUAUUAAAGCUCAUAGAUGGGGUAGUGCUUUCCCAGCUAUUUCUAUUGGCGGUGAUGAUAAAUGUGUGUGGGAUAAGAGCAUGAAAUUGGCUGUAUGUGGAGAUUUCUGCACAAGUCCAAGUGUUGAAGGAGCUGUUGUUAGUGGCAUGACAGGAGCUUCCAAAAUCCUUGGAUGUUUAAACUUUCCAUCAGGGUUGUGAUAUGUGAGUUUGACUGGCAUCAAAUUUGUCUUGAUUCCUCUUUGGUCCAUAUUUGUGCAUUCAUUUGUCUUUUUAAGGGAUGCACUCUUUGUAUAGUAACUGUUAAUUUCCCCUACUGGGAGCCAUAUUUUUGCUGAGUAGUAUUGUGUGAAAUAAGAAAUAAAUGCUUAUGCUGAUGGCAAGAAUGCUAUGUACAUUUGAAGUUGUAAAUUUGUACUAGUAUGUUCAUGUUUUAGCCCCUGAUCAA
Brachypodium distachyon (stiff brome) is the source of this 1532-nucleotide messenger RNA. Its product is annotated as renalase. Gene Ontology annotation, molecular function: oxidoreductase activity. Bases 152 to 1285 code for a protein of 377 amino acids. The transcript has 10 exons. NCBI's taxonomy places the organism in Eukaryota, Viridiplantae, Streptophyta, Magnoliopsida, Poales, Poaceae. The record is from RefSeq and is a predicted model, not a curated record.